GUGCGUGGAAGUACAAGCCAAACGAAUCAAUCUUUUGAACGAUUGGAGCAACGGCUUAUUAAACUGAACGAGAGUUCCCAUCACUCUGCUGUAGCCAGACCGGCUUCCGGUUACUGUUGCCGAGCAACUUCAUGCAACAAAUGAUCUGUGGGCUGUAAACCAAACGCAAGAGCAGCAUGUGUGCAGGCAGGACUGUGGAAGGUGCAGGAUGUAUAACCUGGUGGGGGUUCAGCCCUGCACUAGACCUACUCAGUGUAGGCUCAAGAAGACAGCAUGGGAAACUGAAUAUUUUACUGCUGGGCAGUGGAGACCCCAGGCACAUUUUCAAAACCAUUGCUGGCCUGAAAGACACAGACACUCUGCAUGUGUGGGUGGUAGAACACAGUAUGGAGAUAGUGGCUCGGCAGCUUUUGCUCCUGUCUCUGGCUCUCUCUCCCCAGCACAGUAUGGGGCUCCAAGAGAAGACCGAAGUGUUCUUGGAAGUGUUUGGGAACAGUGAGAUCCGCAGCCAGUCGGAGUGUAUACUAAAACAAACGGCGUCACAGCUCUCUUUGACUGUCACAGACACACUGAACACCUCCACCAACCCAUGCCUGGACACCACAAUGCUCAGGUUCAAGGACCGAGAUGAACUGGACAGGAUAUUCAAGCAAUGGAUCCACCCGCCCUCCUCUCAGUCCAUGUCAAAACUUUGGGACAGUCGUGUCCGGCACCACUUGGGCACGCGAUACGACUCAAAACUGGGGUGCUUUGACUGGGACCUCAGCAUGAAACUGCAUCAGAAGGGUUGUGGCGCUAUUAACAAACAGCAGUACGUCAGAUGGAGGGAAACAGGCGUGGCAUUUGAGAUGAGGGAGGGCCUUUACCAAACCACCAAUCACAGCCUGCUCUCUACGCGCAUAUUUAAUAAUAGGGGUGACAGACUAGGAAUUAGAGGGUACUGGGGAGACAUUGUGUCUAGCCCCUAUCUCUCCUUUGGUAUUGAAACAGACAACAAGGCUCUGCUCCAGACACAGAAUGGACAGCACACCAAGACUGCCCAGGAUAUCUCCUGUCACAAUGUUCAGGAGCUGUUCCAGGCUCUUGUCUGCAGGAGUGGCAUUCCCUCCUUUCAGCAAGGCAGCCAGGAAGGACAGGAGCAAGACCCCUCGGCCAAUCAUAGACCCUCAUCACCUCAGCCAGAGGCCAAUCAGAGAUUUACUGAUAAUGGGCUCUUGUGCUUGGAUGGAGUGAAUGUGACUUUUCUGCCUGUUGACUCACUGUCAAAACUGCCAAAAAAACAGAGAUUCUCCCACCUCUUUAACACUGUAUAUUGUUCAGCCAGCUUGGUUCACCAGCUGGGUCCCUCGCUGAGACAGGUUACAGCUCCUGAUGCUGUUCUUGUGGUGGAGCUAGCCGAGUACUUGCUGGACCUUUCGAAGGAGCAAAUUAAGGGAUUUGCGGAGAAGGUGGAUGACAUUGCCAGAGAGGCAGGGUUUGAGUCUGCAAAUGCAGGAAAGAGUGAUGUAUAUUCAACGUACACUCUACAAAAGGAGUGACAUCCCAUUUCUUUCCACUCCAUUGCACUCCUUUUCCAAUAUAAUAAUAAUAAUAAUAAUAAUAAUAAUGAUAACAAUAAUAACUUAGUAGUAGUAGUAGUAGUAAUUUGAUACCCUAAUCCAUAUCUUCCAGUUCCAUUCCAGAUAUCCAUACUGUAAUUAAACUGCGUGUGGAUGCAAAUGUCCGUAUUCUGCUUACUACUAUUGGCAUUAUUGGC
Conger conger (European conger) is the source of this 1756-nucleotide messenger RNA. RefSeq names its product dynein axonemal assembly factor 3-like. Bases 177 to 1538 code for a protein of 453 amino acids. The transcript is spliced from 12 exons. NCBI's taxonomy places the organism in Eukaryota, Metazoa, Chordata, Actinopteri, Anguilliformes, Congridae. The record is from RefSeq and is a predicted model, not a curated record. Gene Ontology annotation, biological process: axonemal dynein complex assembly; motile cilium assembly.